Molecule: messenger RNA, 1568 nt
Organism: Spinacia oleracea (spinach)
Lineage: Eukaryota; Viridiplantae; Streptophyta; Magnoliopsida; Caryophyllales; Amaranthaceae
Exons: 11
Coding region: 959-1471 (170 amino acids)
Molecular function (GO): protein binding
Source: RefSeq, a predicted model, not a curated record
UUUGUUCUUGUGCGGGUUUCCCAGAACUCCUGAUGAGUUGCUCCCUCUUUCUUCACCCUUUCUCUUUCCUCUGUGAAUAUGCCGGUGCUCUCUCCUCUUAAUUUUCUUCGAUCUCUCCUCUUCAUUUUCUUCCAUUUUUUUUUAUCUCCACGUACUUUCCAGAUUAUUCUGUCUUCUACGGAUGUGAAGAUCAGAAAUUGAAGAAAAGAAUGUGCUAUGGAUUGCGAUUGCCGGAGUUUUCUCUCCUCCUCCAGCUUGCAAUCAACACUCUCACUUCGUCUUCUUCCUCCCUGCUGUUAAUUUAUGUGGAUGCGUAGGAGAUGAACAAUCUUGCGAUUCCAGAACCAAGGGCUUUUCCAUGUAUUGCUUUAGGGAAAGGCCAUUGGAUGUUACCCAUGCUCAUGCUUUUGUUCAGGCUCUGCUGGGAAUUUAUCAUUUGCUUCAUCCUCAAUAUCCGGCCUUGUAGGAUAUGUCAAGGCUUGGGAAUUGCCACUUGUAAAUCUGUAAUGCUGUUGUAUAUCAAGCUCCUACUUUUUCUUCAGCAAGCUGUUAUUCAGCUUCUGUGUGGCAUGACAACAGUAAAGACUGCAUUGUGCUAAAGAUAAUCCGUGUUCUUCCACAUGCUGUUCUCAGCAGUCAAGCAAAAGCCAUCUCUCCUACAUGUGAACUUGCAAUUGCAGAAAGGUCCUGGUGUUUUUACCCCAUAUCGGUGAGCGAGUUUGUUCAAAUUGACUUUGACAAGGGAGGCACCACUACUUGCAGGAGAUCUGAGGUUUCUAAUAAAUCCUUCCAUUUAACUCAGGUGCAUUGGAACCAUAUCGAUGAAAAUGGAGUCUGCCAGGAAGAAGCAUGGUUUGAUUCAGUGAGCAUACUAGAAUCUGAAUCUGAUGAUGAUUUUAUCAGUGUUUUCGGAGAUGGAAAAAUACUCAACCUGUCAAACCUGUGGUCAGGUGCACACAUGUUACGUCCCCAAGCAGGAUUGCUCAUUCCCUGUGCAAAUGGUGAUGAGAAGGCAUUACCAGGCUCUUGGUCUGCAAUUUCACCCUCCGUUUUUAGGGUCCGGGGGGAGACUUUCUUCAACGAUGGUGAAGGCAUAAGUCUGGUGCUGUAUUUCAAGCUAUCUGACAAAAUCGACCAAGAAAUUCCAUCAGACUUCAUAGACAGCAUCAAGAUGGUGCAAACUCCUCUUCGUGUUGCUGCUGGCUACAAUGAUGUUGAGAUUGUUGAAGUUUUGCUGAAAUGGAUGGGAUUGGAGAAGGUUGAGCCGGAAGCAAGGAAUAUGUCUGGGGAGACUCCAUUACACAUGGCCGUGAGAAGAAUGACUGCAAUGAAGUUGUUAAGCUGCUUCUUUCUCAUGGUACUUCUGUGGAGGCCAAGGCUAAUGUUAUUUUCACUGAUGAUUCGAGAUAUCGACAGCAAGGAUAAACAUCUAGAAGAAAGUUGUACAGGAAGUUCUGAAGAAAAUAGCUGAUGGGUGGCGUACCAACUCUAAGGAAGCAACAGGUUUCUGCUUACGGCGUAGUAGCUGAAUUGUUGGAGCAAUACCCGGUUGAUGGAAAUUUUACCUU